AUGAAGAUAAGCAGAGCGGUGAACCGGGCGUUGAAAGGGAGCGGGAGUGUGCGCGUGGCAGGGAGUGUGAGUGGAACGGGUGGCGUACAGAACAAGCACCAGGCAACGAGCACGACGAGCACGACGACGUUACCCAACAAACCCACACUGCGCAAAGAUAUAAAAUUCAACAAACUAUCGCAGUGGCCGGAUCUGGGGGCAUUUUACCCGCGGCUGGAUGUAGCCCAAGGGGAGGAUCCUCUCAAGGCAGGCUUGCCCAGCGAGACUGAGGUGCUCGAAGGGGAGCGUCAAAAGGCCAUUACAAAGAUGUACCAAGGGGACCCGCUACACGAGCUGAGCAAGAGUCUUCCUUAUACACUCGCCCACCUCCGCUCGCUCACCGAAUACACCUUCCCGCUCAUCACCAAGCGCGUCAUGCAGCAGACAAGCAAAGGGAAGAUCAUGAGCAAGUAUGCGUUGGUAGUCGUCGGUAACGGCAAAGGCAUGGUGGGCGUGGGCGAAGGCAAGGGUGACAGCAACGGCGAUGCUAUCCGUAAAGCUACCAUAGCCGGCGUGCGCGAAAUGGAUUAUGUCGAUAGAUUUCAAGACCGUACCGUUUAUGGUGAACUUAAAUCUAAGGUGGGCGCUUCAGUCGUCGAGUUGAGAAGCAGGCCGGCGGGAUUCGGACUUCGGUGCAACCCGUUCGUCCACCAAGUCGCCAAGGCGGCAGGCAUCGAAGACCUCAGUGCCAAGUGCAGGAGAAGCAAGAACAGUAUGCAGGUGGUUAAAGCCACCCUCAAGGCUCUGCAUGGCGGCGCUCAGCCACAACUUAUGAGCAAGAGUGGUAUCGUCAAAGUGCCCCGUCUCGAGAAGGGCGCGGGUAUGAAGAGUGCUGAGGAGAUCGGUUUGGAAAGGGGCAGACAAAUGGAAUGGGUGCGCAAGCAGGUGUACUAA
Wallemia ichthyophaga EXF-994 is the source of this 933-nucleotide messenger RNA. RefSeq lists its product as uncharacterized. Gene Ontology annotation, molecular function: structural constituent of ribosome; RNA binding. Gene Ontology annotation, biological process: translation. The coding region runs from base 1 to 933 and encodes 310 amino acids. The transcript is spliced from 2 exons. NCBI's taxonomy places the organism in Eukaryota, Fungi, Basidiomycota, Wallemiomycetes, Wallemiales, Wallemiaceae. The record is from RefSeq and is a predicted model, not a curated record. Gene Ontology annotation, cellular component: ribosome.